Molecule: messenger RNA, 429 nt
Organism: Capsicum annuum
Lineage: Eukaryota; Viridiplantae; Streptophyta; Magnoliopsida; Solanales; Solanaceae
Product: E3 ubiquitin-protein ligase SINAT2-like
Exons: 4
Coding region: 1-429 (142 amino acids)
Biological process (GO): multicellular organism development; ubiquitin-dependent protein catabolic process
Cellular component (GO): cytoplasm
Molecular function (GO): protein binding; ubiquitin protein ligase activity
Source: RefSeq, a predicted model, not a curated record
AUGUCUGCAUUUUAUGUCCGGCUUCAUCUUUGCUGGUCGAAAAUAAAAAAGGGCAGCGGUGCAGUAAAGAUUUUCAACUGUUUCGGUCACCAGUUCUGCCUUCACUUUGAGGCUUUCAACCUUGGAUUGGCACCAGUAUACAUGGCAUUCCUUCUUUUUAUGGGCAAUGAAGAUGAUGCAAAAAGAUAUAGUUAUAGUCUUGAAGUAGGUGGAUUUGGCAGAAAGUUAACAUGGCAAGGAGUACCGAGGAGCCUCCGUGAUAGUCACAAAACUGUCCGAGACAGUUUAGACGGGCUGAUUAUCCAAAGAAACAUUGCACUCUACUUCUCUGGUGGUGUCAUGAAUGAGCUGGAGCUCGAGGAAGGAGUAGCCGAGGGCCUUGCAAAAACAACUACUUUACCUAAGGGUGAGGUCGGAAUUGUGAUCUAG